GGACAUCAGGGAUUGUCCUGGACCUCAGUCUGCUCUCAAGGAGCUCAACUCUCAGGUCAAAGAGAAGUUCAACAAGCUCCGACUCAGAAUACAGGAUCUGGAGCAGAUGGCCAGCGAGCAGGACAGAGAGACGGAAAGACAGGCCAUCCAGGCAGAGACAGAGAGUCAGAGAAGGCAAAUGCAGAGUAACCAGACAGCGUGGAGGAAAGCUAACCUGGCUUGUAAACUGUCCAUUGACCACAUGGAGAAAGACGAGCUGCUGCUUUCAGGAGAAACCCCCGGCACCAGACAGAGGAAGGCGACUAAAGAAAACCUUGUGGAUACCAGUAGCAACAUCACGGAGAGUCUGAUGUCUAUCAGCAGAUUGAUGUCUGAACAGGUGAAGCAGAGCGAGGACACCAUCGGCACACUGGCCACUUCCUCCAGGACGGUGCAGGAAACCAAUGAGGAGUUCAAAAGCAUGACAGGAACCAUCCACCUGGGGAGGAAACUGAUCCUCAAGUACAACCGGCGGGAGCUGACGGACAAGCUGCUCAUCUUCCUGGCUCUGGCGCUCUUCUUCGGUACCGUCCUCUACAUCCUGAAGAAGCGCCUCUUUCCUUUCAUCUAGCCAGCCGGCCGGCUCGGUCUAUCACCUGCUUACUACAAGAAUGUUUUAGUUUUGAGUAUUUUACUUAGCAAGGAGUUAAAUAACAGGUAUGAGAUUAAACCUGGACUACAUGGGGAGAUAGAAGCAGCAUUAAAACUGGAAAGAUGCAAAUAGAAACAGUGCCAAGGGAAAAUGUUUUUCAUUGGUCAGCAGCCUAAUUUUUAACUCAAACAAAAUGCAAUAUGUGGAUUUAUAAAACUGGAAUGAUGGGCUUUGUUAGGUUGACUUAAGUGUUAAGAGUGGAGCGACUAAAACUGGCACAGUGAAGGCUUUAAAGCCUUUGAAUUUCACACCUCUGCAAACCUGACAAGAAGACAUCGCAUGAAAAGGGCACUUGGAAGCAAAGUGAGGCGUUAACACUUUAUCUGGUCUUCAGAACUAAACAGGGUCAAGGCUAUAGUUUGUAGUAACCUUUGUUUUGUUUACUUAUUAUUAAAUUACAGUCUGUGUGCGAGUGUGUGUUCAAGAGAAAAGGUGUGUGUUUAUCUGUUUCAAAGACACUGUUAUUACAGAGUUAACCUUGUCAGUGACUAUUUGUAUGUCAACAAAAGUUUAAAUAAAGUUCAAUAAAUUUG
Messenger RNA from Paralichthys olivaceus (Japanese flounder), 1224 nucleotides. The record is from RefSeq and is a predicted model, not a curated record. NCBI's taxonomy places the organism in Eukaryota, Metazoa, Chordata, Actinopteri, Pleuronectiformes, Paralichthyidae.